GACAGUCCCUGCUACUGGCAACACUUUUAGGUUCUCUCUUUUCCUUUCCCUGUCCUGCCUGUCAUUAGUCUUGUCGAGUUGGAUUGCAUUAUCUUUUUCAUUAAAAUCCAGUUGUUUCAUGACUAUUUUGUUUCUACGUGGAUUUAUGAGCAGAAAGGAAAACAUCCAAUAAGAUGGAUUUAUCAAUGACUGCAAGUCAAGUUCGUAAAGCCUUUAUUGAUUUCUUUAUCAGUAAGGGUCAUAAAUAUGUACACUCCUCAUCCACAAUUCCCUUAGAUGACCCAACUUUACUAUUUACAAAUGCAGGAAUGAAUCAAUUCAAACCUAUAUUCUUGGGAACAGUAGAUCCUAACUCGGACAUGGCUCAUUAUGUGAGGACCGUUAAUACUCAGAAGUGUAUUAGAGCUGGUGGCAAACACAAUGAUUUAGAUGAUGUUGGUAAGGAUGUUUACCAUCACACUUUCUUUGAAAUGUUGGGAAAUUGGUCAUUUGGUGAUUACUUUAAAAAAGAAAUUUGUACUUGGGCCUGGGAGCUUUUAACUGAAGUUUUCAAAUUACCAGGAGAAAGACUGUAUGUAACUUAUUUUGGAGGAGAUUCAGCAUCAGGACUGGAGCCUGAUUUAGAAUGUAAAAAUAUUUGGUUGGCUUUGGGAAUUCCUGAGUCGCACAUUUUGCCUGGAAGUAUGAAAGAUAACUUUUGGGAAAUGGGUGAAACUGGUCCAUGUGGGCCUUGUUCAGAGUUACAUUACGAUCGAAUUGGUGGUCGCGAAGCUGCUCAUCUUGUAAACAUGGAUGAUCCUGAUGUUUUAGAAAUCUGGAAUUUAGUGUUCAUUCAAUUCAAUAGAGAAUCUGAUGGCUCCUUGAAACAUCUACCCAAAAAACAUAUUGAUUGUGGAUUAGGAUUUGAAAGACUAGUUUCUGUAAUCCAAAAUAAAAGAGCUAAUUAUGAUACUGAUGUUUUUAUGCCAUUAUUUAAAGCCAUUGAGAUUGGCACUGGAGUAAGACCUUAUUCUGGUAAAGUUGGUGAUGAGGACUCUGAUGGUAUUGACAUGGCGUACCGUGUUUUGGCCGACCAUGCCAGGGUAUUAACAAUUGCUUUGUCUGAUGGUGGUUGUCCAGAUAAUACCGGUAGAGGUUAUGUUCUGCGUAGAAUCUUAAGAAGAGGAGUCCGCUAUGCUUCUGAAAAACUUAAUGCCAAACCUGGAUUUUUUGCUUCCCUUGUACAUACUGUCGUUGAACUGUUGGGUGAUGUAUUCCCGGAAAUAAAAAAAGACCCAGAAUCUAUUAUUCAUAUUAUCAAUGAAGAAGAGAUCCAAUUUUUAAAGACCCUUACUCGUGGUAGGAAUCUUCUCAACAGAACAAUAGAAAAAAAUGGUAGGUCUAAAAUUAUACCAGGUGAUAUUGCUUGGCGUCUUUAUGACACAUAUGGAUUUCCUAUAGAUCUAACACAAUUAAUGUGUGAAGAAAAGGGUCUUACUGUUGAUAUGGAAACUUAUGAAAAGGCAAAAAAAGAAUCUCAAUUAGCUUCACAGGGAAAAUCUGUUGGACAUGAGGAUUUGUUGGCUUUAGACAUUCAUGCUUUAAGCUAUUUGCAGAGUUCUGGUAUAUCUGUUACUGAUGAUUCUCCAAAAUAUAAUUAUGUCCCAUCAAACUCUGGCAAAGAAGCUAUAUAUAAGUUUGACACAUGCACUGGAACUGUAGUAGCACUGCGCAGAAAUAAAGAGUUUGUUAAUGAAGUUUCGUCAGGUCAAGAGUGUGGAAUUAUAUUAGAUAAAACAAGUUUUUAUGCAGAACAAGGUGGGCAAAUUUAUGACGAGGGUUAUAUGGUAAAAGUAAACGAUGACAGCACGGAAUUUACUGUUAACAAUGUUCAAGUCAAAGCUGGUUAUGUAUUGCACACUGGUAAAGUGGAAGGUACUAUAAAGGUCGGCGAUAGUUUGUCUUUGUAUAUUGACACUGAAAGACGGCGACUUGUUAUGAAUAAUCACACCGGCACACAUAUACUUAACAAUGUCCUAAGAAAGAUUCUUGGAAACGAUACUGAUCAAAGAGGCUCUCUUGUUAUGCCAGAUCGCUUAAGGUUUGAUUUUACUAACAAGGGUCCUAUGACUACACAGCAGAUAAAAGAUGCAGAAAAUCAAAUAAAAAAUAUUAUUGAUGCUAAUAAAAUAGUUUAUACUAAGCAUACUAAGUUGGCAGAUGCUAAAAAAAUCAAUGGAUUAAGAGCUAUGUUUGAUGAACAUUACCCAGACCCAGUUCGUGUUGUAUCAGUUGGAGUGCCUGUGGAAGAAUUAGAAAAAAACCCUGAUGCUGCAACUGGUUAUGACACUUCCGUAGAAUUCUGUGGUGGAUCUCAUUUACAUCAAACAGGCCAUAUUGGAGAAUAUGUAAUCGUUAGUGAAGAAGGCAUAGCAAAAGGUAUUCGAAGAAUUGUAGCACUGACUGGCCCAGAAGCAAUAAAAGCGAUCAAUAAGCUAAGUCUACUAGAGAAUGAAGUCAAUAAUCUUGCUAAUUUUAUAAAGAAACAGGGAAAUAAUAUUAUACAUAGAGAUAUCACGAAGAAGAUUACCGAUUUAACAAAUGAUAUAUCACAAGCCCAAAUUUCUUAUUGGAAAAAGGAUGAAUUACGAUCAAUGCUGAAAAGUUUAAAAAAACAACUUGAUGAUAAGGAAAGAGCUUCAAAAGCGGCAGUAAUAACAGAAGUUACAGAGAAAGCCAAGGAUUUGUGCCUGCAACAAAAAAAUUCGGACGUUAUUGUUGCAGAGUUAAAAGCAUUUGGAAAUACAAAGGCUUUGGAUGGCGCAUUGAAACAAGUCAAGCAGUUGUGUCCAAACUCAGCUGCUAUGUUCUUUUCUGUCGACAAUGAAUCCAACAAAAUAUACUGUCUUGCAGCAGUGCCAAAAAAUAUUGUAGAGAAGGGUUUGUUAGCAUCUGAAUGGGUUCAAUCCAUUGUGAACAUUAUAGGCGGAAAAGGGGGUGGAAAAUCGGAAUCUGCUCAAGCAUCUGGAAAUAAUUGGAAUUCGCUGAAGGAAGCUAUGAGAAAAGCACAAGAAUUUGCAAAAACGAAGUUGUCAUAAUCUUCAUAUUAGAAGUUUUCAGUUUUAAAUAAAUUUAACUGUGAAUAAUGAUUUGAAAUAAAUAAUAAACAAAACAAA
Messenger RNA from Plodia interpunctella (Indianmeal moth), 3155 nucleotides. RefSeq names its product Alanyl-tRNA synthetase (gene AlaRS). Gene Ontology annotation, biological process: alanyl-tRNA aminoacylation; translational initiation. The record is from RefSeq and is a predicted model, not a curated record. Bases 174 to 3077 code for a protein of 967 amino acids. Gene Ontology annotation, cellular component: mitochondrion; cytoplasm. The transcript is spliced from 2 exons. NCBI's taxonomy places the organism in Eukaryota, Metazoa, Arthropoda, Insecta, Lepidoptera, Pyralidae. Gene Ontology annotation, molecular function: translation initiation factor activity; GTPase activity; alanine-tRNA ligase activity.